This is a messenger RNA of Aphanomyces astaci, 237 nucleotides long. RefSeq lists its product as hypothetical. The record is from RefSeq and is a predicted model, not a curated record. Gene Ontology annotation, biological process: protein secretion; intracellular transport. Lineage: Eukaryota; Oomycota; Saprolegniomycetes; Saprolegniales; Verrucalvaceae. The coding region runs from base 1 to 237 and encodes 78 amino acids. The transcript is spliced from 2 exons.
AUGACUGCGUUGUUCAACUUCACGGGAAUGCUGACCAUGCUGCUGCUGAUCAUCUGCACAUGCACGUACAUUCGCCUCAAGAUGCCGACGAUCUUCGACCGAGGGCAGUUGCCUGGGAAGCACGAAGGGUUCACAGGACUCUGUUGGAAGGCGUCUCGUAUCGGGGAGCGGAAGAGCGAGUACGUGGCCGCGUUAUUGUUGGCCAUGGCCGUCCAUCGCUUGCUCUUUGCCGCGUGA